This is a messenger RNA of Phacochoerus africanus (Common warthog), 1881 nucleotides long. RefSeq names its product junction adhesion molecule like (gene JAML). Gene Ontology annotation, molecular function: cell adhesion molecule binding. NCBI's taxonomy places the organism in Eukaryota, Metazoa, Chordata, Mammalia, Artiodactyla, Suidae. The coding region runs from base 433 to 1470 and encodes 345 amino acids. Gene Ontology annotation, cellular component: membrane. The record is from RefSeq and is a predicted model, not a curated record. Gene Ontology annotation, biological process: monocyte extravasation; neutrophil chemotaxis; neutrophil extravasation. The transcript has 9 exons.
CUGUGUUGGCCUAAUUACAAGGACCUGCACUGCAGCAGAAUCAGCCAGCAAAUUCAGAGACAAGCUUUUAUAAAGGAACUAAAGAAGGAGAAAAGCAGAGGGAAGCAAAAAUCUGUGAACUGGCUUCUGAGUUGGGGAACUGGCGGAAAACUAGGAGCCAGAGACAUCCCAUUUUCUGUUUUGGGGGUGUCUAAAUCCAUGACCUGACAGGAGAGACUGCAGGGGUUCUCUUCUUGCUUUAGAAAGGAGUUUGCAAGGGGGAAUUCUAGAAAAGAAGGGACUAGUGAGGAGUACAGGGUUAGUUAGUAUUUAUACAGUAUGAAGACUAUGAAACCUCUCUGACUUGAGCCAUGUGGGGGUUAUUCCUUGGGCCUGAAUGACUUGACUGUUUCCUCUGUGGAGCUAACAGUCCACGUGGGUGAUUCAGCCUUGAUGGGAUGUGUCUUCCGGAGCACAGAAGAGAAACGUGUGACAAAGGUGGACUGGAUGUUCUCAUCAGGAAAGCACAUCCAGGAUGAUUAUGUGCUGUUCCAUUAUGCCAACAUCAGCGUGCCUGUGGGGCGCUUCCAGAAUCGUGUGCACUUGGUGGGGGACAUCUUACACCAUGAUGGUUCUCUCCUGCUCCAAAAUGUGGAAGAAGCUGACCAGGGAAACUAUACCUGUGAAAUCCGCUUCCAAAUGGAGAGCCUGGUGUUCAAAAAAGCAGUGGUGCUGCAUGUACUACCAGAGGAACCCAAAGAGCUCAUGGUUCAGGUGGGUGAUUCGAUCAAGAUGGGAUGUGUUUUCCAGAGCACAGAAGAGAAACAUGUGACCAGGAUAGAAUGGAUGUUCUCAUCAGGAGAGCACGCCCAGGAGGAGAUUGUGUUGUCCUAUGACCCCAAACUCAACGUGCCCAUGGGGUCCCCUCGGAACUGGGACCGCUUCCAAAACCGUGUGAACCUGGUGGGCGACAUUUCCCGCAAUGAUGGCUCCAUUAUGCUCCGAAGAGUGAAGAAGUCUGAUGGAGGAAGCUACACCUGCAGUAUCCACCUGGGGAAACUGACAUUCAGGAAGACCAUUGUGCUGCAUGUGAUCCUGAAAGAGCCCCGAACGUCGGUGGCCCCAGUCAACCUCAGUUCGGAGAUCCUGGGCGGCAAUCAGCUGGUGAUCAUUGUGGGGAUUAUUUGUGCCACUCUCCUGCUGCUUCCCGUUCUGAUAAUGAUUGUGAAGAGGACCCAUGGGAAUAAGAGUUCAGCGACAUCCAUGGCCCUGGUCAAAAGCCUGGAGAACAAGGAGACGGCUCAUCUAGAGAAACAUAUCUACUCCUCAAUAACCACACAAGAUGUGAUCGACGAAGCAGAAUCAGGUGGGAAAUCAGAAGCCACCUACAUGACCAUGCACCCAGUUUGGCCUUCCCUGAGGUCAGCACCAGGCAGCCCACUUGACAGAAAGUCAGCUGGGGGAAUGCCAAAAACUGAGCACGCCUUUUGAGAAGAAAGGGGAGUUUCCUCUGUUCUUGGCCAUGAUGGAGAUGCUCCUUCCUCUGUGUCCUGAGUCCAUGUACCAGUUACUUCGGAUCCCCCUGCCCUCCCAGUCAUUCUCCCGCACCCCACUGCUUGGGCGAAGGGCUGAAAUGGAGGUUUGAAGCCUGGCAGAGGGACAGGACAGUGCUGGAGGAACAGGCCCUGAUUAGGGGGAGUGUGGACUUGGUCCCUCUGAAGUGGGACUGGCCCUGGGGACCCUGGCUGAGCUGGCAGUGGCCUCAAGCGCUCCAUUGGGUCAGACCCUCUGCUUGGAUGGUGCUUUGUGUGGCUGGUUGGAGGGAAGAAUCACAGAGAUAAAAACCAACCCAAAUGAUUCCUGUGCAAAUUAUCCCAAAAUAAAUGUGGUUUGUGGAAAUCA